Penicillium oxalicum is the source of this 513-nucleotide messenger RNA. RefSeq lists its product as uncharacterized. The transcript has a single exon. The coding region runs from base 1 to 513 and encodes 170 amino acids. Lineage: Eukaryota; Fungi; Ascomycota; Eurotiomycetes; Eurotiales; Aspergillaceae. The record is from RefSeq and is a predicted model, not a curated record.
AUGUGGGCGUCGGUAGAUCACUUGACGGUGGAUGAGAUCCUCGACCAGGAGGAGUUCGAAAUCCCUUUUGAGCGGCAAGCCAGAAGGAAUGCUGCCAAAGAAGCGAUUGUCCCGUGUCACGCUUCCAUCAGAACUCUCUCGCGGUUAUAUCUCCACCUUUACUCCUCUGAAAUCUUUGUCGCUAUUCAAUUGCCCGAACCAGCUUCGCCUUUUGCGUUUGCUGUCAAGGGCAUCCAGAUCCAUGCAUGCUUCGACUUCCUGUUACAUGGUUCGGAUGAAGGUUGCGCUGGUGUAGUUGCUGAUUUUCUUAGCUCUUUCCGUGGACUACGGGACCUGUGCUUACGUUUAUCGAAUUUCCCAUCAAACGAGUCCCUCGUCGAGGGUACUGAAUCGCAUCAAUCCACUCUAAGAUCCCUUGUGUAUCAUGAGCGACAGCUGAUUCCGCUCGAUGACCAUGAUGGGCUGGAUGUGCGUCUUGUUUGGAUUGCAGAUUGUCUUCUGUGGUUGACCUGA